CCAACACCUGCAACCACCGCUCCUCCUCCACGAACGCAGAGAUUGCGCGCAAAUAUGCUCCUAUUUCGCCUCUCGAUUGUCUUUGCAGCAUCGUCAUGCGUGCGGGCGAAGCGCAACCAAGAGGAAAUCUCGGUUGGAUUCAAUCUCGGAAUCUCAUAUGGAACCGCGGCCAUCGCCUACCCAAAUGGAACACAUGUCGCGGUAGCAAAAGUGGGCAGCAGCAAUGAGUACCGACAAACUAUGCUCAGGCUUUCGGAGCACCCGUUCCAUCAACUGUACCGCGAAUCCCGAGCACAUCAACAGGAACACAAAAGGCCUGGGUUUCCGGCCUCUGACGACGCUCGCGUAAUCGGCGCCCUAGUCAAGAGUCUGAAAGAAGAAACUGAAAAGCUGCUUUGUCGGGAGGUGAUUGCAGCUGCAGCUGCUGUCCCGCACUUCCCGGCCCUCUAUGACCGGCAUCUCUACGACGCGUUCAAACACGCUGGUCUGCAGUACCUCGAAAUCAUGCAGCGAGGGAAUUAUGACGAUGGCACGUUCCUUACGUUCGAAACCAGCGCCGCGCUUGCGGGACACGGCCUGUCUCUAUGCACUAACACUACGGACCGAGAGGCGUGCCCACGCCCGCCGCCCGAUGAGCAUCAUAAUCAGGAUGAUAUCUACUACGUCAUCGACUACACCGAUUCCAGCAUUCUCGCAUAUCACACAAUCGCUAUCAGCAAUGAUGCAUACCACAUCACCGACUACCCUGCUUUCAAUCUUAAUCUCUCCAGCGACGGGAGAUCCCGUGAGAUGGAGCUCCGCCACAUCCUACUUGGACCGCUCCAGCGAAUGCACUACCGCGUUCCCACCAAAGCUAUCCUUGUCGGAAACAGCAUACACGACGCCUGGUUUAGGGCAGCGCUUAAUGAGACGAUGGAAUCUUUCUUCAACUCGACGAAGAAGACUGUUCCAGAAGUCGUCGAGAGCGAUGCUCAGUUCGUUCAGGCGAAGGGUGUAGCGGAAUUUGCGAGACGGCGACGGCUUUCACCCGAGGCAGGAUCAAGAGCAACUUGGAAUGGACCUUCGGGAGUAAUAUCACAGCAGAAAGUGCUCAUGAGGGAUAGUUACACGGAGGUGACGUGGAGCUGAGGACGGUGUGGACUGGGGCGUUCUGCCCCGCCCUCGCAUCUAGGCAACUGGGCUGAGCAACGAUGGAUCUGGCAACUAAUGCCAGACGCGGUAGUGACUGCAACUUUUGCUCUCAUUACACUACCGGAUGUGUCUGAUUGUAUCGUGAGGCACGACAUAUUUGCUAUUCUAGGGGGAGGAAGCCGCUGGACGUAGGUGCAUAUGCUGGAUUGAUAGUUCAGACAGCCGAGCCGUGCUCCCUCAGUCCCAGCGCGGACACAUGUGGACCAGAGAAGAUGAGCCAAUGUCGCCACGGCUAUCCAAAGCCCUUAAAACAGGGAAACAAUGCCGCAAUAGGGGAAUGG
This is a messenger RNA of Trematosphaeria pertusa, 1472 nucleotides long. RefSeq lists its product as uncharacterized. The coding region runs from base 55 to 1128 and encodes 357 amino acids. The record is from RefSeq and is a predicted model, not a curated record. Lineage: Eukaryota; Fungi; Ascomycota; Dothideomycetes; Pleosporales; Trematosphaeriaceae. The transcript has 2 exons.